This is a messenger RNA of Malassezia pachydermatis, 1050 nucleotides long. Its product is annotated as chromosome segregation protein. The record is from RefSeq and is a predicted model, not a curated record. Gene Ontology annotation, molecular function: protein binding; microtubule site clamp. Bases 1 to 1050 code for a protein of 349 amino acids. Lineage: Eukaryota; Fungi; Basidiomycota; Malasseziomycetes; Malasseziales; Malasseziaceae. Gene Ontology annotation, biological process: meiotic sister chromatid segregation; attachment of mitotic spindle microtubules to kinetochore; homologous chromosome segregation. The transcript has 5 exons. Gene Ontology annotation, cellular component: mitotic spindle; monopolin complex; chromosome, centromeric core domain.
AUGGCCUUCGGGCAAAAGACGCACGGUCGACGUGGUCGGCCUCCCAAAGAUCCAAAUGCACGAGCACAGCGUUCAUCUUUGUCGGUAGAAGAUACGUCGAAUUACCAGGCAGGGCCUUCGCGGACUUCUCCUCCGGCUGGUACUGCAGGAUUGGCAUCUGGGUUCGCUUCUGUAAAGAUGCGUAAGGUACACUCUGGCGAUGUGGCUAUGCAGAGCUCUACUGAGCGUAGCAGCACACCAAAUACAGUUGAAGAUUUCGAAUUGCUUCUUGAAGAUAUGCGUGCACGUUACGAACAGAGUGUCGAUGAGCGUGUGGUACAAGCAAAUCGUGAGCGUGAUGCUAUUCAAGCGCAGUUCGACAGGCUAAAAGAACUUCGUAUGACACAAAGUGAAAAGACCUUGGCUGAAUGGAAGAAGGCCAGUGAAACGCGUCAUCGUCACACUCUUGAGUCCCUGUCUGCGUGGAAAAACCGCGCUGAGCAUGCAGAGCACCGCGCGAAGGAGCUGGAGCAACAAGUGAAGGAGCCUUCUGCCCCUAUAUCGAGUGACAAAACGGCUACGGUAGCGCUGGAGCAGCUCAAACAGGAAGUGGCUGCUUUAACAGACAAACUGGCGGAAAGCAGGCGUGAACUCGAGGAGGAGAAAGCUAAACGUACGGCCUUAGAGGCUCAGCUCCAAAAUAUGACAAGUGCUGCAUCUGUGCGUGAAGAUGAAAUGGCCAUUCGACGCAUGUAUGAGGAUUUGACAGGCUUCAUUGUGAACGAAGUUGAAAUGCAUGAUACGGUACACAAACAACGUCGAUACGAUAUGAUAUUUACUGGAGCUGACUAUUAUGAGUCACGUCUCCAUGUCUCUGCCGAGUUCGAGCGAGAUAGUUCUACGGCAUCUGUUCGUGAUGAUUUCGUGUACAUUCCACAUAUUGAUCAAACGCGCGAUGCAGCUCUCCUUGCUUCUGACAAUAUGCCUGAUCACUUCUUGGAACAAAUUCGGUUCGAACGUGGCGCUGCUACCAAGUUCCUUACAGCCCUCCACCGUAGUUUAAAGAAGUAG